CGGGGCCGGGAAGCCGCUGCGCCGUGUGAGGGGCGGCGCGGGGCUCCGUCGGGAGGUGCCCCGAAGCGGCGGCGGCGACGAUGAGGCGGGACGUGCGGAUCCUGCUGCUGGGGGAAGCCCAGGUGGGGAAGACCUCCUUGAUCAUGGCGUUGGUAGGCGAGGAAUUCCCUGAAGAGGUGCCCCCACGUGCAGAAGAGAUCACAAUCCCAGCAGAUGUCACCCCCGAGAAAGUCCCCACCCACAUUGUGGACUAUUCAGAAACUGAGCAGACAGAUGAGGAGCUCCAGGAGGAAAUUACCAAGGCAAACGUGGUCUGCAUGGUAUAUGACGUGACGGAGGAGUCCAGCAUCGAAAAGAUUCGGACCAAGUGGAUUCCCAUGGUGAACGGUGGUGCUGAAAAGGGCUCCAGAAUCCCCAUCAUCCUUGUGGGAAACAAAUCGGACUUGCAGACGGGCAGCUCUAUGGAAACCAUUUUGCCCAUCAUGAACCAGUUCUCGGAGAUUGAGACCUGUGUGGAGUGCUCUGCAAAGAACCUGAAGAACAUCUCUGAGCUCUUCUACUAUGCACAGAAGGCUGUUCUGCACCCGACAGCCCCACUUUAUGACCCAGAGGACAAGCAGCUGAGGCCAGCGUGUGCACGAGCACUCACGCGGAUUUUCAGUAUGUCUGACCAGGAUAACAACCAGAUCCUAAGUGAUGAGGAGCUGAAUUAUUUCCAGAAGUCUUGCUUCGGGAAUCCCUUGGCCCCCCAGGCUCUGGAAGACGUGAAGAUGGUGGUGUGGAAGAACACGACGGAUGGAGUCCAGGACAACGGCUUGACUCUCAGUGGCUUCCUCUUCCUCAAUACCCUCUUCAUCCAGAGGGGGCGCCAUGAGACCACGUGGACCAUCCUGCGCCGCUUCGGCUAUGAUGAUGCUUUGGAGCUGACAGACGACUAUCUUUGCCCGCUGAUCCGGGUGCCCCAUGACUGCUCCACGGAGCUCAAUCACUUUGGCUACCAGUUCCUGCAGAAGAUUUUUGAGAAACAUGACAAGGACCGUGAUGGAGCCCUCUCACCUGCUGAGCUGCAGAGCUGCUUCAGCGUGUUCCCCUACAUGCCCUGGGGACCUGAGCUUUACCACACGGUAUGCACCACUGAUAAAGGCCUGCUUUCCCUGCAUGGAUUCCUCUGCCAAUGGACGCUAGUGGCCUACCUGGAUGUCCACCGGUGUCUGGAACACUUGGGCUACCUGGGCUACCCCAUCUUCUCUGAGCAGGAUUCUCAGAUUCACGCCAUCACAGUUACACGGGAGAAGAGGACCGACUUGGAGAAGGGCCAGACUCAUCGGAAUGUCUUCCUGUGCAAAGUGGUUGGAUCCCAGGGCGCUGGGAAGUCUGCGUUCCUGCAGGCUUUCCUUGGGAAGAACCUAGCGGCCCAGAAGAAAUCCCAGGGUAGGCAGACAGUCUAUACAAUCAACACGGUGCAAGUCAAUGGCCAAGAAAAGUAUUUAAUACUGCAGGAGAUCGAUGUGGAGGCAGAGUUCACAAACACGUCAGAUGCCUCUUGCGACGUUGCCUGCUUACUGUAUGAUGUGACGGACUACAAGUCUUUCAAUUACUGCGCCAGUAUUUAUAAGCAGCACUACGUGGACGGACAGAUCCCUUGCCUCUUUGUGGCCUCCAAGUCGGAUCUUCCACAGACUUCACCCCAGCGGGGCCUCUCACCAGCCGAGUUCUGCUACAAGCACCGCCUGCCGCCACCAUUUUAUUUCACCUGCAACAGCCAAGGGCCACCCAGCCCUACUGUCUACACCAAAUUGGCCACGGCAGCUACCUUCCCGCACCUGAAUGACAUCGACCUGGGUGCUGCCUCCUUCUGGAUCCGAGUAGCCUUGGGGGCCACCGUGGCUGCUGUGGUUGGCGUCACCCUCUACAAGGCCGUGGCAAAGAACAAGUGAAAGGAGGAAGGGAGUGCAAGCCCUCCACUGUUUCUCCGCCCGUCUCUGGGAAAAGCCGGCUUCGUUUCUCCCAGAUGAGUUGCGCGCCCAGGGAGAAACAGGGAGGGAGAACGUGACGGAACCUGGAAGAACUAACUCAUUCCCCGCUUCCUCGCUCCCCAUUGCAGUGGGAGAGGAAGACCACCCUUGCACCAGCAGAAGCAGAAAUAGCCACUGCGUCAUGCUGCUGGCGUGGGCUGAGGCUCACUUUCAUUCCGUCUCCCCGAAGUAUUUUUCCCACACUCAGGGAGUGCCACCCUCUUUCCUAGCCAAUGUUUCAGGUAACCAGUUCUUCACUCUGCUGCUAGACAUAUCCCACAGCUGACCUUUAUUUAAUUUAUUUUGGGUUUUAGGGUUUUUUUUAUAGGACGUCUUCAAAGUCUGAAGCUGUUGCUGUGCUCCAGCAAAGCAGGCGUGUGCAUUUUUUUGUUUGUUUUAAGGUUGCUCCAAGCCUCAAAAAACAGCAUGUUCAGCCUCAGGAUUCUCCCUUCGGCAUCAAAUUCUGCAGGGAAGAGGUAGUUUUGUGCGUACCAUUGCAAACAAAGGAGAGGCCAAAGACCUGUGGGAGGGCUGUUGGGUUCACACAGUUUUGUGGCGUCUGCUGCUUAAAUGGAAGCCUUUAUUGGACAUAAUUGACAAAGGGGGUUGAGAAAAACUUUAAGAAUGGACAGUAAUUCAAAAAUUUGGGAGGGUGGAGAUUAGUCUGUGGUGAGCUCCCCUCUCAGGAACGCCCUUGUCUUGGUGUUAACGUCCUGGCAUUGGUGUGUGGGUGUGCCACGUUCCAUUUGGGUAGUUGUACUGGGCCUCGUUGCUCUGGUGUCUCGGAAGCCCCUCUUGUUGCCCUGAUUCUCUUGGGCAGGCCGAAGCCGUUGGUCCAGGGCCUUGAAUACUCUGCUAGACCUCAACGUGACAAAGGGGGCGCUGGACCGUUGCUAAGCAACCACCCACCCCAUCUGUCCUGUUGGCUGUCCUUCCCCACAACAGGCCUGAUUUCUGUUCGGGGCUUUUUAGUGGUGUUGACCAGGGCAGUUGCUGUGGUGGAGGAGGGGGGCAUUGGCGUUGAUGGUCACACUCCCCUCCACCUCAAGCACGCUUGGUCAGUGUUUGAAUAGUUCUACUCUAGCUUGGCACAGAGAUUUUAACGGGAUGCUUACCUUGGAAACAGGCAAGCGUUGCAUCUGCUACAUUUCUGCAUGUCAGGCUGUUUGUUGAAGAUACAAGAGCUGGACCCGUUAAAGAAAGGAAGCGCAUGCAAGGGAAGUACACCUAGCCCAGUAGCUUUCUGUGGCUGUGGUCCCAGGGGCCCCUCCUGACUCCUGUUUAUAAACAGUCAUGUGAAUAUGUACAUGAUAAAAGGAAAUAAUUUCUGUGCUUUUCUUUGGCACCAGUUCAAAUUGAAAAGGGACCUCUUUGAAGACAGGUUUGGUGCAUUUCACUUGGUCCUGGUGGUGACCAGAUAAGGACCUUUCUCUUCAGGGUCCUUGCCCCUAUCCCAGUGUCCCACACAUGGUGGAGGGGUCCUUUUCUGACCUCAUUUUAGGACACAUUCCUAGGGUUGAUGCAGCUAGAAGAAUCCCUGUGCCCACAAAUCUUUGGGGGGAACAUGACUGUGAAGCAGCCUGAAUCUGGAAACAGGAAGCAGCUACAUACCCACCCCUUUCUUCUCCAGCUGCUGUGAUCACAAGAACAACCGUAGUCACAUCCACGUUCAUUCUAACACUUCUCCACAGAAUCAUUUGCCUGUUAAGCAGGACUGAGUUUCUGAACUGGCCCACUUAGCUAGCACUGCUUGAGAAAUAGACCUGUUGGCAUUAGGGCUGCCAGAGCCCGUGCGUGUCCCGUGAGAAGCUUGGAGGCAGUGAGGAAUUCCGCUGCUGCUCCACUUCCCACCCCCGUUCUGCCACUCCAUUCCCCCCCCCAGCUGCUGUCAAAAGAGGCAGGCUCAUUUAGGAGGGCUGAUGGUGCUCCGGCUACUUCUGCUUAGUAUAGAUUGAAAGCUACCCUUGGGCACGUCUUCCUUCUCCUUGAGUAGGGCUGUUCGGUCCCUCAGUAGGCAGUGGCAAGUUCCUCUGAUGAAACCCUUUUGCCAUUGGCACGUCCGGUAUUAACCAUACCGGAGGUGGGAUAACAUCACUGACGGUUUCAUUUCCAUGCUACACAGUGGCUCUGUUGCACCCACAGGAAACAUGUUGUCUCCUCCUCCAGUUAGCAAAGCCUGGUAUUGAUCCAGAAGUGUUUAUCGGCCCUGGUUCCCCCCGGGGUUUCAUGCUGCAUGCUGAUGUUUCCACUACAGCUUAUCAGCAGAGGACUGCAAUGGGAUAUUCCAACACACCCAGUUCAGAAUCUGCACAUUGCCAGGGACACAAGGCUACUGUUUUCAGUGGCAGCCCUGCGUUCUUCAGUACCACCCUCAGCCUCCCAUCCAACUUGGGAGCUGCCCCUCUCAUUUUUAUUUCUCUUAGUCCUUCUGUGGUAGAAAGUGGGCUGUCGGACUGGAUAGCUGAUUUUCAGUCACAUUGGCAUUGCUCAUAGGCCUAAGGAUCCUCUCUGAUGUCCCCCCCCAAAGAGGAUGACUCCCUACUCUAGUUUCUAAGCCUCUGUUCUUUUAGCUUCCUGUAACAGCCCUGCUUUUCACCUGUCCAGUGCCAACAGAACUGGGAGAAUCCUUGGCUGCAAAUCAAAUAAUUUAUGCUUGAAUCCCAUCCUUCAGCGGGCACCAGCAGAGCAGACAUGACUUACAGCAUGCUUGCAGGAAGGUGCUGGGUCAUGUGUGUCUGCCACUGCUUUUAGAAUCCCACCCCCCACCCCCCCAGAAAACAAACACAUUCCAUAGUAUACGGUGUAGACUAUAGUCUUUGUCCUGGGGCGGAAUGUCUUGUGCACAUUCCAGGCUCAGGGUCAGUUUGUUAACUUGGUUUCCUUAUAAUGGGCACCCAAGGCAGAUUGGGAAGGGCUGGGCGAUCUCCCUACUAGAUCUGCUUAGGAGGUCAGUGGUAGUCUUUUCAGAGCUGGUUGAAGGCGGUUGCAGUAGUCAGAGCAGUGGAAGGGUACUGGGCCCAUCGUUUCUGGGGCUGUGUGUGUGCGAGAGAGAGAGAGAGAGAAACAGACGGCAGAAAGCACAACACGGUGUUUGGCCACUGCUGAAAGUAAUUAGGGCAUCAUCUGCACAUGGGACAGAAUGAAGUGUUAGAAAUUGCCAGAUGAGCGGCUACCACUUUGCAGGUGGGGGGGGGGUUACCACUUUGGAAUAUUCCUCCACUCAGAAAACAGGUUGCACAAUAGAAAAGUAGUGCAUGGAGGGGGAGGGGGGAAUCUAGCCCAGGCCUUUGUCCACAGUACUGUACCCUUCUGUUCCCACUUCUUGCUACACAUGGAAACCAGGCCCCAAUACAGGCCUUUAAGGCCGGAAACCACCUCCUAAACCCAGUUCCAUAGUCUCUUGCUAUCUCUAGGGUAUCCCAUAGCUGGGGAGACUGUUUAGAUGCGCCUGUUGUCUGUUCUAUAAACGGAACCCUCAGGACGAGGUGAAGUGGGGGGAAGGGAAAUUGACGGGUCAUUGACAGGAAUGAUACAGCUGAGUUGUGCACAGACGGGGGACAGGAGAGGGCAGAUUUGGUUCAGGGGGCUUCCAGUUGCUUACUACUGACAGUGACCUUGAGGACUAGAGUGUUGCACUGUAAUGCUUCAGGGCAGGGGGCAGCACUUUCUCAUGGAUCUUCAGGAACGGUGUUUUUGACCUCUUUGGAUUGCAUCUCAGAAGUAGCCCUUUAAACUCAGGAAGCUGCCUGCUGGACCACAAACAGUGUUGCUCUUAGCAAAAUCUCAGUACACGUGAAAUUUCAUUCUUCUUCUUGGUUCAAAAGUACCAACGCAGCAUCUUUUCUGCCACCAGACUAAAAAAAACGUUUAAUGCUCAAUAGCUGUUUGGUUGCCUGGGUUGGGGGAACUGCAGUAUGCACUAGUGAAAAUUAAAGAAAUACAUCCAUCCUAAAACUUAACAUUCUUUGAUGAAGGGAAAAGAGGACCAGUGACAGGAAAUGGGACCUGUCCCCCUCUUGUGCCUGCGUGUUCACUCCACUUGGACCUGUAUCCUGUACGUUUGCUUGCAGUUAACUGUGCCAGGUCCAAGCAUCUUUACUGUCAAGUCCAGGUCAUGGACUGAUACCUGAGGAAGGGUCUCGCCUGAAUUCAUUUCCUUGUGGCCUCUUUGAUUGACAUCUGUAUGUAUGCAUUUGGUCUGGAGUUGGGUUGAUCACUAGAAGCAAGUAGUCCUUCUCUUUACUUAGGGGGUGUCAAGCUCUCACAGUACCCCUCUUUUCUCUGCUAGAGGCUGCAACUGAUGCAGACUUGAAAACUGGUUGUGUGACUGUUUUAGCCCCAAUAUGUCUGUCACCUUCCUGGUACGUGUUUCAGAACCAAAGUAAGUAGGUGGCCAUUCUCAUAUUACCUGUUAAACACACCUUCUCCACUUCCCGCUAGACUAAUGCACACAGGCGGUAACUGAAGUGUUCCAGGGCUGUGCAAUGAUUUAGACGGGUUAACUACAUGGUCAUGGAAGUUCCCAUAAAGAUAUUUACCUAGGAAAACUAAGAAGAGGGCUCUUCUCUCAAUGCAUGCAUAUAUUUAUAUGGCGGAGCGUUCAGUCCAGCCAGUCCCCCCCAAAUGCAGUGCAAUGGGGUGCAAUCCAGGGACACUUUUCCCAUCUUGUUUGCGUUGGGUAAAGUUAACAGGAGAAUUGGCCCUAAAUAUAAGUGAAGGCUAACUAGCAUCAACCAUAUUGCAUGCAGGAGCUGAGCUUCCUGACCCCUCUGGAUUCAUUCGAGAUAGCCAGGAAUCUCUCUCACCACGCACCAGGGAAUGGUACAAAUUGUGCGUUUACCUCUUGCCACCUUCCCCACUCUGUGUCUGGUGUGCGCCAUGCAUGGGGCAUUGACCCCCAACAACUACGAGUGAGACCUGCGGAGCCUUCUUCACAAAGGGGAGAGGCUAAAAUGGGCUGCCUGCUCCACCCCACCUCCGCAGGCAGAAACUCUUAUAUGGCCAUACGACUAUCACUGACGACUGGAAUAAAUUUUUAUGCAUCUGG
Eublepharis macularius is the source of this 7062-nucleotide messenger RNA. It is a transcript of the gene RHOT2, whose product is annotated as ras homolog family member T2. Lineage: Eukaryota; Metazoa; Chordata; Lepidosauria; Squamata; Eublepharidae. The record is from RefSeq and is a predicted model, not a curated record. Gene Ontology annotation, molecular function: calcium ion binding; GTP binding; GTPase activity. The coding region runs from base 81 to 1937 and encodes 618 amino acids. Gene Ontology annotation, cellular component: mitochondrial outer membrane. The transcript has 19 exons. Gene Ontology annotation, biological process: regulation of mitochondrion organization; small GTPase-mediated signal transduction; mitochondrion organization.